Messenger RNA from Candoia aspera, 5120 nucleotides. RefSeq names its product unc-51 like autophagy activating kinase 2 (gene ULK2). Bases 60 to 3275 code for a protein of 1071 amino acids. Gene Ontology annotation, biological process: axon extension; reticulophagy; piecemeal microautophagy of the nucleus. The record is from RefSeq and is a predicted model, not a curated record. The transcript is spliced from 28 exons. Lineage: Eukaryota; Metazoa; Chordata; Lepidosauria; Squamata; Candoiidae. Gene Ontology annotation, molecular function: ATP binding; protein serine/threonine kinase activity. Gene Ontology annotation, cellular component: cytoplasm; phagophore assembly site; phagophore assembly site membrane.
CAUUUCCCCCUCUGCCCCCCCCCCCGUAACCCCUUGAGCUUCAUGCCCCCCUGAAGACCAUGGAGGUGGUGGGCGAUUUUGAAUACAGCAAGAAGGACCUGAUAGGACACGGCGCUUUUGCGGUGGUCUUUAAGGGUCGUCACCGCAAGAAAACUGACUGGGAAGUGGCUAUAAAGAGCAUUAACAAAAAGAACUUGUCGAAGUCACAGCUCCUGCUUGGGAAGGAGAUAAAAAUUUUGAAGGAGCUGCAGCAUGAAAACAUUGUUGCCCUGUAUGAUGUCCAGGAAAUGCCCAACUCUGUCUUUCUAGUAAUGGAGUAUUGCAAUGGUGGAGACCUAGCAGAUUACUUGCAAGCAAAAGGAACACUCAGCGAGGAUACCAUCCGCGUGUUCCUGCAGCAGAUUGCGGCUGCCAUGCGUGUCCUCCACGGCAAAGGCAUCAUUCACAGGGACCUGAAGCCGCAGAACAUCCUGCUGUCAUACGCCAGUCGCAGGAAGUCGAGCGUCAGUGGCAUACGCGUCAAGAUAGCUGACUUUGGAUUUGCCCGUUAUCUCCAAAGCAACAUGAUGGCGGCCACCCUCUGCGGCUCCCCAAUGUAUAUGGCACCCGAAGUGAUCAUGUCACAGCACUAUGACGCUAAAGCCGACCUGUGGAGUAUAGGGACGGUUAUCUACCAGUGUCUGGUUGGAAAGCCACCCUUUCAGGCAAAUAGUCCUCAGGAUCUGAGAAUGUUUUACGAGAAGAACAGAAACCUCAUCCCUAGUAUCCCCAGGGAAACGUCAGCUUACUUGUCUGAUUUGCUUUUGAGCUUGCUUCAGAGAAACCAGAAAGACCGAAUGGACUUUGAAGCCUUCUUCAGUCACCCCUUCCUCGAUCAAGUUUCGACCGUCAAAAAGUCUUGUCCCGUGCCUGUUCCAGCGCCGACUGGGUCGGUCUCUGGUGGAUCCUGUGGUAGCUCUCCCUCCUGCCGGUUUGCUUCUCCCCCAUCCCUUCCAGAUACGCAGCACGCCCAGGAAGACAACCUCUCUUCCCCUCCCUUGGGGCCUCCGAAUUACCUUCAGGUGUCCAAAGAUUCUGCCAGUACCAGUAGCAAGAAUUCCUCCUGUGACACAGAUGACUUUGUCCUGGUUCCACACAACAUCUCUUCCGACCAGUCAUAUGACCUGCCCCUGGCAGCUGCGGGCCGGAGAGCCUCGAGCGAAUUCCUGAUGUGUGGAGGACAGAGUCCGUUAACCGUUUCAGGAAGUGCUGGCGGUUUUCAGAAGCCUUCCUCAAACAACUCCAGUAAUAACCCUUCUGGUUCAGCAAACAGGCAUUGCCAGCCUUCAGUCUCCCCCCGGAGUGAAACGGUGCCCAUCCCAGUCCCCACUCAGCUACGGAACUACCAGCUCAUUGAGCAGAACCUGACCUCAGCCACCAGCCCAGGGUCAAACCCCCACGGGUCACCAAGAUCUGCAGUGGUGAGGCGGUCAAACACCAGCCCCUUGGGCUUCCCAAAGACAGGCUCCUCCUCUCCUGUGCCAGCCGACACUGCCCAGACGGUGGGGCGGAGACUGUCCACAGGCUCCUCGAGGCCGUACUCCCCUUCGCCCCUAGCUGGUACCAUACCCGAGCAACUUGGGCACUGCUGUUGCGGGCAGCUGCAAGGGCAUGAAUCCCGGGGCCGAAGCUCCUCAGGCUCCUCAGCAACACAAUCCCAGUCUCCGCAGUCCCUCCUGUUGGCAGGGGCUCGACUGCAAAACUCGCCCACCCUGACGGACAUUUACCAGAACAAGCAGAAGCUUCGGAAGCAGCAUUCGGACCCCGUCUGCCCAUCCUAUGCGGGCUGCAGCUACGGCCAUUCGCCCCAGCCCAGCCGGCCUGUCAGCCUGGGGACGUCGCCCACCAAGCACAUGGGGUCAUCUCCACGGACCUCGGACUGGCCCUUCAAAACGCCCCUGCCGACCAUCAUUGGCUCCCCCACAAAGGCAACAGCGCCUUUCAAAAUCCCCAAGACCCAAGCGUCUUCUAACUUAGUGGGCCUGGUCAGUCGGCAGGGGCCCUCCGACCUCUUGCUGCCGCCACCGAAGGAUAUGGGGGAGACCCGGGAAUUCACACCCUUCCACUCCACGCCAGGUGUUGAAAGGCAGGCACGAGAUCAACACGGCAAGGCAGCAUUUGGCAGGUCUGUAAGUACCAGCAAGUUGUCGGAUCCGCCAGCAAAGGCUGCCCUUAACAGCCAACUCUACCAGGGCAGCACCGACAGCCUUAAUACUGAGCGGCCAAUGGAUACAGCUCCCCCGGGGGCCUGUGGCAUCACCGGAGGACCUCCGCCCAUGCCAGUGGGAGCCAGCUCCAGGGCAGUGAUGUUUACCGUAGGAUCCCCUCCGAAUAGUGCCACACCUCCGACUUGCACCCACAUGGCUCUCAGAGCUCGGACGAUGUCAGUGGGCUCUAACAGUUCCGGAGGCUCCCUCUGUUCCACCAGUGGUCGCGUCCUGAUGGGCUCUCCCCCCGGGAUUUAUAUGGGCUCCUCUCCCCCCGGAGCUGAGGCGGCUCCUUGCCUGAAGUACAUGCCUUACGGGGCAUCACCUCCCAGCUUUGAAGCUCCAGAACUGCCUGAGGAAACUUUGAUGGAGAGAGAGCACACGGACACACUACGCCACUUGAACUUGAUGCUGGCGUUCACGGAAUGCGUGCUGGACCUGACGGCUGUUCGGAGUGGGAACCCGGAGCUCUGCAGCUCUGCCGUGUCUCUCUACCAGAUCCAGGAGAGCGUUGUCGUGGAUCAGAUCAGCCAGCUGAGCAAAGACUGGGGGCAAGUGGAGCAGCUGGUCUUGUACAUGAAGGCAGCCCAGCUCCUGGCCUCCUCCUUACACCUAGCCAAAGCGCAGAUCAAGUCAGCCAAGCUGAAUCUCUCAACUGCUGUGAAGCAAGUUGUCAAAAACCUGAACGAGAGGUACAAAUUCUGCAUUGCCAUGUGCAAGAAGCUUACGGAAAAACUGAACCAGUUUUUCUCAGACAAGCAGCGUUUUGUCGAUGAAAUCAACAGCGUCACAGCCGAAAAGCUCAUCUACAGCUGUGCUGUGGAAAUGGUCCAGGCAGCAGCUUUGGACGAGAUGUUUCAGCAGACCGAAGACAUCGCCUACCGGUACCAUAAAGCUGUGUUGCUGCUGGAAGGCCUGGCAAAGAUCCUGCAGGACCCGGCCGACAUCGAAAACGUAAACCGUUAUAAAGCUAGUAUUGAACGGAGACUCUCGGCUCUUUGCUGCAACACCGUGGCUGUCUAUGAAUAGAAGAGCCCCCGCCCGGCUCCCCAGGACCACUCCGUACGGCCAAAUCUUCACGCUUCCCGUCCCAAAGGAAAGGUGGCUUGUACGCUUCUGGGGUUGCCCACCAGAGGGGGGAAAGAAAGAAAGCAGUUCACGGGACAGAAGAAAACGCAAACACUUUUGAAGGAGAUUUGCCCUGUUACAACGUCCCGUCCGUCUUCCGUUUCACGGCCAGACGGGAAAGGCUCCUUUUGCCGUUUCCGCCUCCAUCUUGAUCUUGCAGGCAGCGAUUCAGCUUCUUUUUAGGUUACAAGAGAACGGAGCAUCCUUCCCCCCCACCCAAAGAUCCAAAAAAGGUCGGCUCCCGCUUUGGGAAGGGGGUGGACGGUUUCUUUGCGGGACACGACGGCCAAAUGAAGGUGUGAGGUCAUCCGGCCUGGACUUCAGUUCUGUGAUGCUUCGGAGCCGAGCACGGGUUGUGCGUGCCCCACCUCAAGCCAUCAGGGAACUGGACACCUUUUGCAGAAAUAACCGAAAUGGGGGGAUAACACACCCAGGGGAGGGGUGUUGUUUUUUUAUUUGAGGAUGGGGCACCACUUGAGAAUCCCCGAAGCAGACGCUUGGCAAUUACCGUAGACGUGCAAGCUUGGUGUUCUUCCCAAACCCCUGCCCCCAAACACUUUAUAUUGCACUAAUUUACUAAACUGUGUAUUAUUUGUUUUUUUUAAAUACUGUUGAUUAAAAAAAACACACAGGAAAAGGCACAACUAUGAACACUUGCUGGAGGGGCAGGGGGGAUAUUUCAUUUCAUUAUAUACUUUGCGGGGCGGGGGAGAGUGUGUCAUCCCCCCCCCCCAAAAAAAACCCCAGACUUUUCCAGAAUUUCAACCUGCGACUUCUUAGGGGACUUUUUCAGAGAGAGUCGCGCAGAUGUGUCGUAGGGUGAAUUCUUCCAUUUUAUACCCCUUUGUCUAAUACUUGAGUAACUCUCUGGAGUCUUGAUAACAUUUUGACGCUGUUUCCUCCCCCUGUCCCAUAUCAAGGUUUGGUUGCUUAAUUCCUGUCGCAUGUGAAGCUGAUGGCUUCCUCCUCCUCCUCCCCUGCCUGUCAGUUCUGAAACCCGGGCCGAGGAAGACAUGGCUGCAGCCUCGAUGGAACGGGGUGCUCUGCGGCAGAGGCUUCUUAAGAUAGCAAAGCAUUAAGAAAUAAUUAUAAUCAGGGUUAUCUGGAGCAGUUUUUAAGGACAUACAUGCUGCUGCCCUUCAGCUCUUCUUCCUCUGCCGUCCUUGCUCAGUGCUUUGGCAACUUGCAGAGUAUCUAAACAGCCUGGUUUCUUCGCAGUUGGCCCUCUUAAUUUUGAGAGGGUUUCCUACUGCCAUCACUUGAAGGAAAAAAAAAAAAGCUUGUUUCUAAUGGAACCAUUUCAAUCCUUUUUUAAAAAACCAGUCAAAUCUCCUUUGAUGAAAGGUGGUUGGCAUACAAGCACCAUCCCUUUUUAAGGAGUGAAGAAAAUCCUAUGUGUGUUGGUUUCUCUCCUUUUCCACUCCCCAUCUUUUUUUUUCCCCUUUGACAAAGUAAUGUACUUUUUACUUUAUUUAUCAGUACAAGAAAUUUCAGAAGUUAAUUUGAAAGUGUUUUUUUAUUUAUACGGCGUUUGUAUUUUUAGAUCUUUAAUACCGUGUUUCUACUACCUCUCCUUUGUAACUGCAUGCAUUUAUUCUUGACCCGUAGUGUAAUAACUGAAGAGAAAAAUCCUGUUGAUAACUUUUAUUAUGUCCUGUAUAAAUGUAUAUUAAAGUUAAAAACAAGCGAAACAAUAAUAAACUGAUCCUCAAAUGUUCCUAUAUAUAAUACAGGGUUUGACCAUCA